AUGUGAAGUAGGAAAGCACUAUCCUUCAACCAAGAAAGCUCAUAAGAAAUCUAAGUACAGCUCUCUUGGUUUAGUUCUUGUUCUUGCAACUAACUUUCUUGAUUCUUGAUUCUUGAUCUUUUAUCAGAGAGCUUCCAUGGCUGGUCUUCAACAAUACUACUUUUUCCCUACUGAUUUCUUCUACCCUCGUCCACAAUCUGUUCGUGUGGAUACUGCUCAGAAAUCUGCUCUUCCCCUGCAGAUUCAGAAGCGAGAUAUUUCUGAAGAUCUUAAACAUCCCACAAGCUUAAGCCUCGUUCUUUACACCAACAAGCAUGCCAACAAGGCUUCUGCUGCCAUUAAUAAAGGCAAAAGUACUUGAUGUAUUAUACAAGCAGCAGGAGCAAAGAAGAAAGAAAGAUCGACCCAGAGGGAAGCUUGUGCAUCCAUCAAAUCUUUCCAAUACCUUUUUGGUAUCUUUUUGCAUAUCUUGGAUUGGUAUACACCUAUCAGACAUGGUGUUGGUUUAAUUGUACAAGGAAUUUGCAGCUUUUUCUUUC
Molecule: messenger RNA, 539 nt
Organism: Hevea brasiliensis (rubber tree)
Lineage: Eukaryota; Viridiplantae; Streptophyta; Magnoliopsida; Malpighiales; Euphorbiaceae
Exons: 1
Coding region: 137-361 (74 amino acids)
Source: RefSeq, a predicted model, not a curated record